AUGCUCCGCGAGGAAAUUUUAGAGCUCAUUAGAAUUUCGUCAGGAGUUAAUGUGGGUGAAGUGUGCGAACACCUGUCCCCCUACGAGAGCGACCAGCUGGGCCGUUCCUCGCACUCGCCCUCAGUCGCCCCCAGUCGCUCUCUCGCUCGCGCGCCGACCUUCCGACCAGGGCGAGCGGGAAUCUCCUCUGCCGAGAUGGCUACUUCCCGAGUCGCCGUCCUCUUCCUUGUUCUUGCCUGCGCUGGACUCACUUCCAGUUUCUUCCUAUUUCGAAGCGAAGCGGAAGUGAAAGAGAAAGAAGGAAAUAUUGAUGAUACCGGUGUUAAGCAAAAGAGAGAAGAUAAACACAAGAAUGAAGAUGACGAUGAUGAUGAUGAAGAUGAAGAUGAUGAAGAUGAAGAUGACGAUGAAGAUGACGAUGAUGAUGACGACGACGACGAUGAUGAUGACGAUGAUGAUGACGAUGAUGACGACGAUGAUUAUGACGAUUAUUACGAUUUCAUGGACGCUGAAUUAUGAUGUAAAAAGUGCAGAGAAAAUAAGAUUACUCAAUAAAUACUUAAGAUUAUAAAGCAA
Penaeus chinensis is the source of this 576-nucleotide messenger RNA. RefSeq names its product nucleolin-like. The transcript is spliced from 4 exons. Bases 1 to 519 code for a protein of 172 amino acids. The record is from RefSeq and is a predicted model, not a curated record. Lineage: Eukaryota; Metazoa; Arthropoda; Malacostraca; Decapoda; Penaeidae.